AUGUUCAAAGGGUUGAAGUCUAAGCUGGAGGAUGAAGCAAAGAAGCUGCAAGCAUCUGUGCAGCAAUACAGUGAACAGCUCACUCAGCAAGUUGAACAUAUGAGACAUGCUGCAAGUGACGCAGGUAGCGAAGGCGGCUCGAGCAUAACUCGAAGAUUCUUGAACACCGUCGGGGGAUCCUCUUCUCCCGAUCCUCAUAGCGUACAAGAUUCGCUUAACCUUUCGGUUGGUGACACGCUCAUGGAGGAGGUGACUGAAGGUGACUUGUUAGGACUGGAAUUAUCUUCCAGGCAACGGCGUCUUUCUGGAGGUUCGACGCAUAGCACUGAAAGUUCAUUAUCUACGCUGUUCCAAUCUGUGCCUGGCUUAGCUGGCACUACCUUGGACACAGCUGACUCUGACAAUGAAACACUGGAUGAGUACGGUUCAGGAGUGAUUAAGACAGCUAGCAAGGAUCAGAUUUCAAAUGUCUUAUCGCGACUGCAAGGACGUGCCACUUCCUAUAAAGAUAAGUACAGGGAUUUGGUGAAGAAAUACAAUGAAGUAGUAACGGAGAACAACAAAUGCAGGACCGUGUUAGCACAAACUCAGGAUAAAGCGCUUGCAAGGAUUGAUAAGUUAAGAAAUGAAAAGAAGGUACUAGCAGAAAGACUACGCGAGAUCGAGGAGAGCCGAAGCAGUUCUUCGCCUGCUGAUCAAAAGCUGCGCCGUUACGAAGAAAUGCUGGAGAAAUGUAAAGCAGAGAUAACAAAAAAUCGAACAAAAAUAAAAGAGUUAACACAGGAGAACGAGAAACUUUUGCAGAACAUCCGUGCAGCUGAGGGCGAGUCGGACAUUUCGUCACUGGUGGUUGAUCGAGUAACGAACGAAUGGAAACAGCGAAUCGACAAGGUUGAAGAAGAAUGGACAGCGCGAAUGAACAAGAACGAUGAAGAUCACGCAAUUCAAUUAGCAACGGCAAAAGCAGAAAUGCACGCCGCUCUUGAAGCAAAGGACAGAGAGCUUGAAUCCUGGAGAUCCAAAUGUCAUACUUUGGAGUUUCAAGAUGGGCAAGCCAACGAACGUUGGCAGAAGAAAGUGGAUGAGUUGCAGCAAAUUAUUCAGGCAUUGGAAGUCGAAAAAGGUGAUAUGAUUGAAAAGCUGUCUACGGCAAAGCAACAGGGUGUAAAAGCUGUUCGUGAUGAGGAAGAGAAGAAGCGUGAGGAUCUAUUGGCUGAGUUUGAGACCAAAGAAAAGAGGUCCAGUGAGGAAUUCAUGGCAAAGCUGCAAGAAAUUGAAAUGGCUAAAGAUGACGAGAUUGAAAAAUUGAAAUCUGAUUUGGAAUCUGCUCGAAGCUCCGAAAUUUCUAUGAGAGAGGCGCAUGAGGGAACUCUUUCCGUCGAACUUGAGAAUGUGCGAAAGCAGCUAACUGACAUGGAGGAACGGAGUAGGAAAGAGGUCUCUGAGUUGAAAGAUUCAAUGGCCGCAACAGUGGAGAAACAUCGCAUUGAAGUAUCUGAGCUUGUAAGAGAACACGACGAAAUUGUUGCCUCUGUGAAGCAGCAACAGGCGAUUGAACUUCAGGCUGCAACCGAAAGGUUUGAACAAGCGCAAGAGCAGGCCGAUGGUUUGCGUUUGAAAAACGAAAGGUUGGAGAAACAACUGGAAGAAGCUGAUGAAACGUGUGCCAAAGAAAAAGAUCAGAUUGAGAACUUAAAGGAGCAGUUGACAUCACUUCAAGAGAAAUUGAAGAAUCAGGAUGCAGUUCAACAUGAACGAACUGAGAAUGAAAUUGUGGAUUUGCGUAACUCGUACAGCAGACUUUGUGAGUCGAAUGAUGACCUCAAAAAACAGCUUGAUGUUCUCAAUAAGAAAACAGCUGAACAACUUCUAGAAGCCAACCAAAAAGAGUCGACUGUACGUGCGGAACUUGAAGAGCUGCGCUCUAUGCUGGAAUCGCGGAAUGCACAGUUCCGCCUGAUGGAGCUGCGUACAGAAGAGCUCGAAGCUGAACUUGCUACUGCUCGUGAACUAUCUACAAUGCAUGAACAUUUGAAAGCUGAGCUAGAGAAGGUCCGAAAACAACGCGACGAUGUCGAACUGAUGGUGGCUUCGCUUAGAGAGCGUGCUGAAAGGGCAGAGAAAACAUUAGAAGAAGAUCGUGCACGCUUGCUAGAAGAACGCUCUGCUUUGGAAAAAUCAAUGGAAGAGCGAGAAAAACUGGAGGUGUUAGUACCUCUAUCAUCAGACUCAAAGACUGGAGAUAUGGGAAAUGACAACUUAACUGAACUUAUCGAUUUGACAUCAACCACUGCUGUAGAAAUGACUACAACUGAUGAGCUGCAACAGUUACGAGCAGAAAUCGCUCAACUCAACCACUUAAACAGACAGCUGUCGAAUAGGAUUCAGCAGCUAGAGGUGGAAAAGAACACAUUCGAGACCACACAGGGAGUAACUCCCGGAUUAUUGGAGGAUCUUAGGCUGGGCGAUGCCAGUUUUUUCGAUAAAUCUGCCAUGCUUGAGAAACUCGAUAAGUUGGAGGCGGAAACAAAGGACGUCGUGCUGAACAUGUCAGAAAAAGCGGAGAGUGUGGAGCUGGAAAAUAUUCGACUAACAAAUGAACUUAAAAAGAAUGUUUUGGAAAUAGAGAAGGCACGAGUGCAUAGGGAAGCUCUGGAAUCUCAGUUACAGGAAUUAAAGGAAUUGUUUGCUAAUCGCCAUCCUAACACCAGUGAAGCGGAGAUGAUGAGUCAUAUCGAAGAGGAACACCUCUCUGGUGGUCGUGGCGAUCAAAAAAUGCACUUCAAUUCGCCGUUAGGGAACGAGUCUGAAGAGUUGCGCUUGUUUGAGAUGAAACAACAACACGAGGCUGAAAUCACUCUGUUGAAUGAUAAUAUUCGAACUUUAACCAGUGAAAAGAAUGCUCUCGAGUCUCGCCACGUUGAAUCGGAGCAUCAACGAGUUUCUCUUGAAGAGCAACUCGCAAUUUUGAAUGAGGAGAUCAAGCAACUGAGGGAUUCGGUGACUGAGGAAAAAAAGCGCACCGAUGAAGCAUUCGAAAUUGUAAAGCAAAAGACAGUUGAGCAUGAGGAAAAAUCUGCGGCCCUUUUGUUUGAUCUUAAAGAAAAGGUUGACAAUGUGUCGAGAUUGGAAGAAGAACUGGAGGAGGCUAGGAAAAAAGAGGAAGACGCUCAUUCUCGUCUGGCAGUCAGCGAGAGUAAGUGCAGUGAACUCGAAACCCGGCUAGACGAUCUCGUAGUGGAGCUAGAUAAAACAAGUGCAACUCUCGCUGAAGAACGGGCUCGUGCUAGAAGCGAACUCACUCAUCUUCAAGAGCUUCGAAGUGCCGCAGAAACUCAAAACUCUAAACUGGAACAAAUUACAGCGCAGCUGGAGGCUACUGAAGAGAAAUUACAAGCUAAGGAACAAGAAUUGGAAGCUGCAAAGCAUGCUCAGAUGAAAAAGUCUUCGGUGGUAUCUGAUCUAGAGGAUCAAGUGGCCCAUUUGGAGCACCAGCUUCAAGAAAAUGCGAAAAAGGCAGCAGAAGAUUUGGAGAGGUCUUCAGCCACGCAUAAGCAACUAGAACAGAAUCUAUUAGCAGAAGAGAAACGCGUUUUGGAGUUGCUAGAACAGCUCAAAACUGAGAAAGCUGAAGCGAAACGAAGAGAACACAGGGCUAAAGAUGACGCUAAACAAGACCAGGCUUCUCCAACGGCGUCUAAAAUCCGUGAAUUAGAAGAACUAAACGAUAAAAUGCGGGUAGAAUUCAUAGCGAAGGAGAAUGUUAUAAAAGAACUUCGAGCUGAAAUUGAGAAGAUUCAAUCGCAGUAUAAGGAGAGCAGUGAUGCAGAUGAAAAGAAGCUCAGAGCUGCAGAGGAUCGUAUUGCUCAGUUAAAGGCUGAGUCAGAAAAAGCCACCUCUUCCAUCGUGGAAACUCAGGCGAAGCUGUUAGUAGCUGAAGAAAAGCUUCGGAACGUCGAGGAAUCCCGAAAGCAAGAAAAAUCUGAGGAAGAAAGGAUAAGGGAGCAAUAUGCCAACGCUUUGGAGAAUCUGAAAUCUGAACUAGCUGAAGCCCAUAGCCGCAUGAAGGCAACUGAAUCAGCCGAAAAAGAGUGCGAGAAACUGCGACUGGAGUUGGAGCAGGUCAGAAAACAGUGUGAAGAAGAGAUUGCCAAGCAGAAAGAGGAGUCGGAAACUUCUGUUCAAGAGUUCAAAACGAGAGCAGAAAAGAAGCUUGCUAAGAUCAAAGCAGCAGCAGAAAAAGACGUCACUUCGGCUAAAGCCGAACUCCUACUUGAGAUGGAUGAACUGAGACGGAAUUUGUCGGAUCGAGAUCGCCGCAUUGAUGAACUUGUAGUAGAGAAAGCUCGUAUGGAGCAACAAAUAAUAGGACAGCAAGAGAUCGAAAAAGAACUGGAACAGCGUCGGACCAAAGAAAAAGAACUGACUGAUUUCCGAAAGACCGUCGAAAGGCGUGUUGUAGAGCUCGAAACAGAAAAUAGAUUGCUAGGAGAGAGGAAUGCGGAGCUCAGCAAAUGCAAAGAAGAAAAUGAUGCUCGUACGGAAGAAAGUCAAAAAAAUAUACAACAACUUCAGGAUAAGAUCAAGUCGCUCGAAAACGCUAACGAAGAGGGUUUCCGAAAGGCUGCCGCCAAACACGAUAGCGACAGCAAAAAGGCGGUGAGAGAGCUCCAAAGAGAAGUGAAGCAGCUUUACGUGGAGCUCAAUGAGAAGACCGAAGCUUUGGAUACGGCAAACGCAAGAUUGGCCGAGUUGGAAUCGAGCAGUUCCAAAGAAGAUGAAGAAACCAUUGAAAGGCAAACGCAUCAGAUGGAGGACGCAUCGCCAAAUUACGGGUAUGAAGAAGAGUUGGAGUCGAUGCGUAAGAAGUUGAAGGAUUCGCACAGAGAGGUUGACAGCUUACGAGAGGAAAAUUCACGCCUUGAACGAUUAAUGGACCAACAGAGCAAAGCAAAUGCUAAUACUCCAGCAAUAAUACAUGUGAAUGGUGGUGACUGUGUCGGAUUCGCAGAUCCCGCGGAAGCUGAGUACCUCAAGAAUGUUCUCUAUCGAUACAUGUACUCGAGAGAAAAUCUUGGCAAAGAAGCUGUGACACUUGCUCGAGUAAUUGGUACAGUAGCGAAAUUUUCGAAGUCAGAGAUGGAGAACGUGAUAACAAGAGAGGAGUCACGUGUGGCCGGAUGGGUUGGAGGCACAGUCUCACACGUUCUCACUGGGCGAUAA
Necator americanus (New World hookworm) is the source of this 5223-nucleotide messenger RNA. RefSeq lists its product as uncharacterized. The transcript has 41 exons. Gene Ontology annotation, cellular component: Golgi apparatus. Gene Ontology annotation, molecular function: small GTPase binding. NCBI's taxonomy places the organism in Eukaryota, Metazoa, Nematoda, Chromadorea, Rhabditida, Ancylostomatidae. The record is from RefSeq and is a predicted model, not a curated record. Gene Ontology annotation, biological process: Golgi vesicle transport. The coding region runs from base 1 to 5223 and encodes 1740 amino acids.